This is a messenger RNA of Limulus polyphemus (Atlantic horseshoe crab), 1694 nucleotides long. RefSeq lists its product as uncharacterized. Bases 30 to 1694 code for a protein of 554 amino acids. Gene Ontology annotation, cellular component: peroxisome. Lineage: Eukaryota; Metazoa; Arthropoda; Merostomata; Xiphosura; Limulidae. The record is from RefSeq and is a predicted model, not a curated record. The transcript has 8 exons.
CAUACUUUUAUCUGUAGGAGCUAAAGCAGAUGACCCUUCCAGGCUAUCAUUUGAGUAAGCUAGGUGAAUACUACUAUCUUGUGGUAGAUCCUGAGUCUGAAGAACACAUGCAUCGUCCAUUUGGAUCUCUUGUACCUCCACUGGGUCUUGCUAGCAGGGACUUGAGGAUUCCACAGCAUCCACAUAGUGAUGACAAUACAGUGCUGAAGAAGGCUAGCUGGGAUUUACAGAAUCUAGUACUUCCUCUUUUGGAUCAGAAUUUCAACAGGGGACUGUUGAGAAGACAAAACAAAUCUGGUGAAACGGAGGAUGAUAACCAGAUUAUGGGAAUGCCACCGAUAUUGGACAGGCUAGAUACUGAUCAUAAAUGUGUUGAUUCUGUUAAUCAAGCAAUCAGAGAUGAAGACAAGGGUACAGAAACUGAAGAAAAUGAAACCACUGAUUUAACCCGAUCACGGCCAGUGAGAAAAGUAUCUUCCAAAAACCUGAAGGAUAAGUCACAUAGUGCCUCAAGGUCUGCAUCAGUUGCACCAGAAGAGUCUUCAGCUCAAAGUGCUUCAAGGUCUACAUCAGUGGUACCUGGAGAGUCUUCAACUAUGGUUUCUGAAUCUGUGUCAAGUGACAAGAUAAUAUUUCAUGAAACAGGCAUAACAGAGGCUCCUGUUAUUUUCUCCCCAGAAAUAACAUUUAUAAAGAACAAAAAUGAAUUAAAACCUGGAGAGCAGCUGCCAAUUUUACUCGGUGCAGUUGAUAGUGUUACCAGUGGCAGUGCUAUUCGAGAUAGGUCUGACAGCAUUAAUUCCUUCACUGGUGAAUCCCAUCCUGUUGAGAUUCCUGGAAAUCCUGCUCAUCCAGCAGUACAGCAGCUACAGGGAACACAGGAUUCCUUACGUUCCACUCCAGUUUUGUUCCAUGAUGCUGAAAUCUCCAGUUUUAUUGGUAGUGAACAUGUUAGCAAUACUGAAGAUGGUUAUGAGGGGGACAGUAGUGAUUCUGCUAGUGACUGGGAUUGGUUGAAUGCUCUUGACACCAGACGUCCUCUUAUGCCAAGAUUUUGGUUUAUUCUGAAAGUUCUACAGGAUUGUGUUUAUGUGUACUGUCAUAUACGUCACAGAGAACAAGAAGAUGAUGAGCUUCGGCAGUGUAAGGAGAUUUUUUCACAAGUUGUACAGAUCAUUAAAGAUAUAUGCAAGGUUGUCAACCAGACUCUUCUUCUUCAAGACUUGCAUGAAUCACGUAUGUGUAACCAGUUGCUGGUACCAGAAGCUAGUGAAGACAUAUGGAAGCAUGAAGGAGGAUUAUUAUCCUCAGGAAAAGUAUCUCACAUGUAUGGGCAUAGUAUCUUUGGAGCAGAUGAACAUGAUGCACCAGAACAACAAAGCUACUUAGAAGCUACCAUGAAGUUCAUGCCUGGAACAUUUGAUUGUGGAAUUGUUUGGGAAACUCACUUCACUCUUCAUCCUAGGUUGAAUACAGGACCAGGUCACACUGUUGUUUCAAGAGGGAUCCGAGCUCUCCGGGCAGUGCUGAAUACAUUUUCUGUCAAUAAUAGGAAGAAUAUGUUUGUAUAUCAAGAAAGAUCUGGAUCUGUAUUCUAUCUGAGACUGAAUGAAACAUUUUGCCAAGGACAUUCAGGGUAUGGACUAAGCAAGCGGGAAGAUGAAAGCUCACUUUCAGGUUUGUGUUUCUAUUAA